Molecule: messenger RNA, 2725 nt
Organism: Gossypium arboreum
Lineage: Eukaryota; Viridiplantae; Streptophyta; Magnoliopsida; Malvales; Malvaceae
Product: heat stress transcription factor A-4a-like
Exons: 3
Coding region: 1304-2458 (384 amino acids)
Biological process (GO): regulation of transcription by RNA polymerase II
Cellular component (GO): nucleus
Molecular function (GO): DNA-binding transcription factor activity; RNA polymerase II cis-regulatory region sequence-specific DNA binding
Source: RefSeq, a predicted model, not a curated record
UAGAAUGGUAGAAAAUCUCUAUAAUCUUUUAUACUCUACGCGGUUCCAAGAAACCCCGAAAAAUUCUCGAAGCAAAAAAGAAGAAAAAAAAAGGUCAAAAAUUCCAAGUAAAUUAUUUAUUUUUGCGGUUUCGGAUUCUGGGUAAUCAUCAUAAUCAUCAUCACCAUCAUCUUCUUUGUGAUUUCAUAUUAUUCUUUCUUAUAUUUUCUCGCUGUCUCUGCUUUUCUCAGGGAGGUUUUAUAUAGCCAUUGGAGAGGCUCUUUUGUCUUUUUGAAGUUAAUUUUUCUCAUUUUGGAGCUGGAAAAAAGUUGAAUUAUAUAGUUUGAGAUUGGAAGAGAAAAGGGUAUUUUUCUGUUUUUCGUUUCAUUGAAAUUUGAAGGAGAAGUUAGGGAUUUGGAUUGGAGUUUUAGGGUUCUCUAGCUGUGGGUUUUUUUUGUCUUUUAUUGGGGAUUAAUUUGGGGUUUUUAAGACUUUUAGGGCCUAUGUGUUGCUUUUUCAUCCAUUGAUGUCCUUUGAUUGAAAUUUGAAGAAUUGGGAAUUUUCUUCAUGAAUUAGGGUUUUGGUUGUAUAUGAUAUAAGGAUCUUCAGUGGUCUCUGUUCUUUCGAUUGUGAUUCGAUGUUUCAAGUGAAUAAUUGCAGUUGAUUGGUUUGUGAUAGCCAGAAAACUGAGUUUAGGGUGUUUGAGAUUUAAGUAUAGGAGUGAGGAUUUUAGUCUUGAAACGUCUGUGAGUUCAAUUUUCGAGUGAAUUAUUGCAUUUGGUUGGUAACUUGGUAUGUGAUUGCUGGAAAACCGAGUUUAGGGUGUUUGAGAUAUACAUAUAGGAGUGAAGAUUUCAGUCUUGAACUGUUGGUGAGUUCGGUUUAGGUGUAAUUUACUGCAUUUGGUUGGUACGUGGUUGCUGGAAAACUGAGUUUAGGGCGUUUGAGAUAUACAUAUAGUAGUGAGGAUUUUAGUCUUGAAACAUCGUUGAGUUCAGUUUUCAAGUGAAUUAUUGCAGUUGGUUGGUACGUGAUUGCUGGAAAACCGAGUUUAUUAUUUGAGAUUAAUAUAUAGGAGUUAAGAUUUUAGUCUCGAAACGUCGGUGAGUUCGGUUUACAAGUGAGUUUUUUGCAGUUGGUUGGUAUGUGAUUGCUGGAAAACUGAGUUUAUGGUGUUUGAGAUUUAUGUAUGGGAGUGAACAUUUUAGUCUUGAACAGUUGGUGAGCUUGGCUUACGAGUGAGGUUUUUUCAGUUGGUUUUUAUGUGAUUGUCGGGAACUGGCUUUUGGGGUGUUUGAGAUUACGUAUAGGAGAAUUUUUCGGUAUGGAUGAUGCUCAGAGCAGUUCAAGUUCACUCCCUCCAUUCCUUACAAAGACGUACGAGAUGGUUGAUGAUCAUUCUACAGAUUCUAUUGUUUCUUGGAGUGCAAGUAACAGAAGUUUCAUUGUAUGGAAUCCGUUGGAAUUCGCGAGGGAUUUACUUCCAAGAUUCUUCAAACACAACAACUUUUCUAGCUUUAUAAGACAGCUUAAUACAUAUGGUUUCCGGAAAAGUGAUCCCGAACAAUGGGAAUUUGCGAACGAUGAUUUCAUAAGAGGUCAACCUCAUCUUUUGAAGAACAUACAUAGACGGAAACCGGUUCAUAGUCAUUCAAUGCAGAAUCUAUUAGGUCAAGGAGCUUCUCCAUUAACGGAAUCAGAGAGACAGAGUUUUCGGGAUGAGAUCGAGAGGCUUAAAAGCGAAAAAAUGUCACUCGUUCUAGAGUUAAAGAGACACGAGGAGGAACGACAAGGAUUCGAGAUGCAAAUGCAGAUUUUGAGGGAGCGUUUACAAACUAUGGAGCGGCGGCAACAAAGUAUGGUGUCUAAUGUAGCUCGAGCCUUGAAGAGACCGGGAUUUCCUAUAGAUCCAACUCCACAAUUCGAGGCUCAUGUUAGAAAAAGAAGGUUACCAAGAAUUGCUUACUUAUACGAUGAAUCCAGGAUCGAAGAUAAUCCAAAUCCAGAUACCGCAUCAAUGUCCAACACGGAUCCAUUCGAGCAAUUAGAAUCAUCCAUGGUGUUUUGGGAGAACGCCAUACAUGAUUUUGGUCGAGCCAACGUGUUUGACGAAUCAACGAGUUGUCCAGAAAGUCCAUCUAUAUCUUCCAUACAACUCAACAUUGAAACUCAACCUAAAUCCCCUCAGAUCGACAUGAAUUCCGAGCCAUCCACCGUAGUUACCCCAGAGCCCGUUACAUCAACGGAACAACCUGCUCCUCCACCAGCUGGGGUUAAUGAUGGAUUCUGGGAACAAUUUUUGACCGAAAAUCCAGGUUCAACAGAUACUCGAGAAGUUCCACCCGAAAGAAAAGAUCCCGAUACAAGAAAAGACGAAGACAAACCCGAGGGUCAUAGCAGAUUUUGGUGGAACAACAUGAAGAAUGUAAAUAACCUUACAGAACAAAUGGGGCAUCUUACUUCUGCAGAGAGAACUUGAUAUUGGUUUCGAUGUCUUGAUAUUUCAGGUUCGGGUACGAUCAUCAGAUACGGGUAUGGGUUCUUUCACGUAUUUGAGUACUUACAAGAAAAAUGAAAAAUUGAAACGACCCGAAUUUCAGAUGUAUCAUAUUUAGGUUUCUAGGCAUGUCAUGGUCAUAUUUUAGGUACUAUAGAGCUUAUAGUGAUUCAUAUGGCUUUAUUUUUCAUAUAUAUAUAUAUUAACUGCUUCAAUAUAGUUCAGUUUCACAUAUUUUUGAGAAAAUAA